This is a messenger RNA of Nicotiana attenuata, 3586 nucleotides long. Its product is annotated as zinc phosphodiesterase ELAC protein 2-like. The transcript has 10 exons. Gene Ontology annotation, molecular function: 3'-tRNA processing endoribonuclease activity. The coding region runs from base 1256 to 3481 and encodes 741 amino acids. Gene Ontology annotation, biological process: mitochondrial tRNA 3'-end processing. Gene Ontology annotation, cellular component: mitochondrion. NCBI's taxonomy places the organism in Eukaryota, Viridiplantae, Streptophyta, Magnoliopsida, Solanales, Solanaceae. The record is from RefSeq and is a predicted model, not a curated record.
CUUGGUCCAGAAACAUUAAUUCCUCCCGUGCCUUGCUCCUCUGGGAUUCAAUUUUGCCGAAAACUUCUCUACUCCAAGUUGAUAUGUCUUUCUUCAGUAGUUUCAACUUUUGGACCAGGAUGUAUUCUGGAGUGCCUACAACUGAGUAGCUCUGCCACCACUCCUUGACUUUGUCAAGAAAACCUUCUACCUGCAGCCACAUGUUCUCGAAUUUGAAAUAGGUUGGGCUAGUCUCCCAUUCGCCAUUUUCAAGCAUGAUUGGUCUGUGAUCAGAUAUGACUUUGGGAAGAGCAAUUUGAGAUACUUUCUUGAAGCUAUCAUUCCAUUCUGGGGAGAUAAGGAAUCUGUCAAUUCUGGAUGCUUGAAGCAACUCCAUUAUCACCCCCCACUGUUACCACAUGAUUUUAAUUCUGCCCAACCUGUCCACCGAUUCCCCCAAACUUGAAGUGCCAGCCUAUUCGAACAGUCUUCUAUUUUAGUUUCCUGUAGGCAAAUUACAUCAGCUUUCCAUUUAUAAAGAAGGGACUUCAUUGUUUCCCUUUUCCCAGCACCACUCAACCCACACACGUUCCAACUCAAGACUUUUAACUUCAUCCAGAGAAGGAUUUGUAGUGCCUGCCCCUAUCUCGCUUGUCAUCUCCCUCAUAAUUUACUAGACAUUUUAAUUUUUCCAUCUCCUUCUCUUUCUUUGACUUCCCCUUCUUUGACGCCUGACUUCUCUGUUUUUGUUGCAGUGCUUAACUAUGCAGUGCUUAACUAUGAUUAGUUUUUCUUACACAAAAAACAAGCGAGCCCCAACUGUCUUAUUGUUCCUGCUGAUACUAAAAGGAUAACUUAGUUCUAUUGUGAUUCCAUUUUGUUAGUUUGGCAAUACAUUUCAUUUCUAUUUUAUUGAGUAUUAGGGCCAUUGUCUUGAUUCUAUUGUGAAAUAGAUCGAUGAAUUUGUCCUAAAAAAGGAGAUUCCUGCUCAAGUCAUUUUCCGUUUCAUGUUGAGGCAUAGUUGAUUGAUCGUUUAAUCUACCUAUUCUCGAUUUUCCAGAAUAAACGUUUAGUAGAUGAGUGAGGACGCGUGAUGAUGUAAUAAUGUUUUUAUUAUUGUUCUAGUAGGUUUCCUCUUCAUAGAAAUGUUCUACAGACUGCUUUCCACCCUUGCCCUUCUUGCUCUUUGUUGGUUCUUGUUUCCUUUGUCAAAAAGGGAUUGAUAAAUUGGAAGAAAAGAAAAAAGUACUUUUAAACUUAUUUUGCAUCACUUUUUAUGCUCUUCUGCUCCCAGGGACUGCAACGCUUCUUCACAGAGCAUAAAAUGACUUUGUCAAAGAUUGAUGACAUACUUCUAUCACGUGUCUGCUCAGAAACUGCUGGUGGACUCCCAGGUCUCUUAUUGACUUUGGCUGGGAUGGGCAAAGAAGGGAUGUCUGUCAAUUUAUGGGGUCCCCCGGAUCUCGAUCAGUUGGUUGAAGCAAUGAAAUCUUUCGUCCCAAAUGCUGCCAUGCUUUCUACAUGUAGUGUUCUCUCAAUGCAUGGAUCUGAUGAAGUUGCUACUGCUUCUUCAAUGAAGUUUGAUUAUCUUUAUGUUCCCAUUGUUGAUAAUGUUGUCAAUAUAUCUGCUGUUCUGUUGCGACCAUGUUGCUCGAAAGUGUGUGACUCAGUGAAGGAAGUUGCGUUAAAUCCUGAUGAGCUUUCGGUGGUUUAUAUUUGUGAGUUUCCAGAGAUCAAAGGGAAGUUCGAUCCAGAUAAGGCUGCUAAAUUUGGGGUGGAACCUGGGCCAAAAUAUGCUCAAUUGCAACGUGGAAAUUCAGUGCAGUCAGAUAACCUAGACAGCACCGAUAAUGCCGUGCAGGUUCACCCGUGUCAAGUUAUGGAGCCUUCUAUUCCCGGUCCUAUUGUGCUCCUUGUUGACUGCCCGACACUCUCUCAUCUGCAAGAAUUGUCAUCUUUACAGUCUCUUACUCCAUAUUACCUGAAUACAUCUGAGCAGCCCGUUGAAAUGGGCAAAAAAGUAAAUUGUUUGAUACACCUUAGCCCUGCAUCUGUAACAAAUACAACUGCAUAUGAGCAAUGGAUGACCAAAUUUGGUGGACAUGAGCCGAAGAAUAUUGAGAUUCCAAUUCUGAAGUCCAGUUCAAGAGUUGCUGCAAAACUUAACUACCUGUGCCCUCAAUUCUUUCCUGCUUCUGGUUUUUUGUCCCUUAAGCAAUUGAAUGGCCUACCAUCAGUCUCAAAGUUCCCAAGGGAGUUGUCUCCUCCUGCUUCAUGUCGGUUCAUUUAUGCGGAGAACCUUCUCAAGUUCAAUCUUCUUCCAUAUAAAGAUCUUGGAUUAGACAAUUCUGGUGUUCCUGCAACUACUUGUCGGACAGAAAUCAUAGAUGAGCUAAUUUCGAAAAUUCCAGAAAUUGUGAGUGCUUCUGAACAUAUUACCCAACUGUGGCAUGGGAACAAUGGAACAAAUGGAGGCACUCCAUUACCUAGCUGUUUGGAAGGUAUAACAAGAGAGGAUAUGGAGAUUGUUGUUCUUGGAACUGGUUCAUCGCAGCCUUCAAAAUACCGAAAUGUUAGUUCUAUUUUUAUUAAUCUUUUCUCAAAGGGAAGUAUUCUGUUAGAUUGUGGUGAAGGAACACUGGGACAGCUAAAAAGAAGAUUUGGUGUUGAAGGUGCUGAUGAAGCUGUAAAAGGUUUAAGGUCUAUUUGGAUUUCUCAUAUUCAUGCGGAUCAUCAUGCUGGCCUUACAAGAAUUCUUACUCUGAGACGUGAUUUGCUCAAUGAAACUCCCCAUGAACCUUUAAUUGUUGUAGGUCCUCAGAAACUUGAGAUAUUUCUUGAUUGGUACCAAAUGCUCGAGGAUCUAGAUAUGCAGUUCCUUGAUUGUAGGGAUACCACAGAAUCUUCGUGGAAGGCUUUUGAGUCGAACGAAGACAAUGAUGCUAAUGGGAGUGCGAGCAGGCUAAAGAACAUACUCAGAGAAGCAGGACUGACGACGUUGAAUAGUGUUCCCGUUAUUCACUGUCCACAAGCUUAUGGAAUUGUCCUGAAGUCCGCUGAUAGGACUAAUGUUACUGGGAAGACGAUACCAGGUUGGAAGAUUGUUUACUCUGGUGACACCAGGCCUUGUCCUGAACUGGUUGAAGCCUCUCGUGGAGCAACAGUUCUCAUACAUGAGGCUACCUUUGAAGAUGGUAUGGUGGAAGAGGCUAUAGCGAAAAAUCACAGCACAAUGGGGGAAGCUGUUGAUGCAGGGGACGCUGCUGGAGCAUAUCGCGUCAUCCUCACUCACUCCAGCCAAAGAUACCCUAAAAUUCCAGUAUUUGAUGAAACCUACAUGCACAAAGCAUGCGUUGCUUUUGAUCUGAUGAGCGUUAACUUAGCUGACCUGCCCAUGCUUCCAAGAGUUCUUCCAUAUCUUAAACUCCUGUUUCGUGAUGAAAUAGUUGUUCAUGAAUCUGAUGAUGGUGAUGAUGUCAAUUCUGCUAUAGCGGAGGUUUAAAUAGCACUUUUUAUGGCAACCAUUUUUUAAUUAUUUAUUACAGGAGCGCCUUCAUAGACUUUUCAAUUUUUCCAGUCCAAGUUGCCUUUUUCUCCUUCAGUUUAA